GUUAGUGAAUUUUUGUUAAUAUUUUAGGCAGGAAAUUAGUUUUCAAAUUUAUAUAUUUAUAUUUGAGCAAGCGUUGACUCGAUGGCUAAGGCCUUGUCGGAGUGUACCGGCUGCGACGUCUCAUUCGUGUUUGUGCGGAUUGCACGGUCUCUUGUUCUGGACGACCACAGUCGCACACUGCCCCCGUGGGUUUCAUGGAGAAUUUUCUUCCUUCACCGUCCCACCACAACCCCACACACAACACAUUCCCAUUCAUCGCCAUGGCUCGGCCAGCAGGGGGAAAGAACGUCAACAAAGUAAAAAAAAACGACGCCACUGCGGAACAGCGCGGGCACCCGGUUAAGGUGUGGUUCGAGUAGGCAGGCAGGCAGAGGGGGGAGUAACAUCCCACGUUCUAGAAGGCUCUCCCCACCUCGUUCUAUGUUGUAUAUAUGCAGAGAGUUAAAAGUCGCCCCCACACACACAGAGACGGGAGGACGAGGUGCCGCUUGGCCAUUCUGAAAUGUCGGCCGUGCUUCCCCGUCGUGUUUUGAAGUAGCUGAUCGCACGAUAAUUAGUUUCGUUGUGUCUUUUAAACGGCACGGCACUGUUUGUAUUACGUUAUUGUGCCAAUAAUACUCGUGAAGUAAGCGCUUACUGGAGGUAGGUAGGGAGGGAGGAGGAGUGGGGUUAAACGUAAACAGACCUGAGACAAGUUUAGAAGGGUUCCGCGGCAUCACGUCAGUGGCCCUCUCUCUAUAUUUUUAACCCGAGCACGUAAGGCGAAUAUAUUUAAACACUUGCUGCUGUCGUGACGCGAGCCGCUUAUUAUAAUCCCACCGUGUACAGAGAGAGAGGAGAGAGCUAGCAAAGCAGGGAGGAGGAGGAGGGAGCAGGGGCGGGAAGUUUUUUUUCGGGGUAAAUAAAAGAGACGAGGACCACACCGUCCACACGGCCACCGCCUGAGAACGGACAAGGGAGUUGUUGUUGUUAAACAACAACAAGGUGGGUGAACGCGGAUGAAGAGUUCGUAACUCGCGUUGACCGACACUGUGUUUCGGCGGCGAAAGCGUCAUUCCUGGUUAGCCAAGGGCUCGGCGGGGUUUUGUUGUCGACAGGUCGGGGAUCAGCGCUCCCCGAGUCUUUAUUUUUAUUUGUUUGCCGAAAAGUCGUCGCCGCCGCAGGCGCCUUGUCGACGUUUCGGGUCCCCCCGAACCCGUGCGCCACUCCGCAACACAGGCGGUGAAACCGAACACGAGUCGUGGGGUUUGUUUAACACCCCCUUCGCCGAGGAAGCGAUGCCGGCCCUGUCCACCUACUGCCACGACUCUGCGGCCCCGGAGAGGGCCUCGCUUGUCAUCAUGCCCGGGAGGGCCGCGUUCUCCACGCAGCCCGGGGCCCCGGUCCGCGAGAGGGUCGUGCCCGUCAUGGUGAUGCCACGAGCGGGCAGCGUGCGCCCCAGGCCGGCCAGCCCCGCGCGGGACACCAUCUCGUUCCUGACCGGCAUGAGGUUCGAGCUCAGCCCCAAGUCGCGAAUCCAUCCGGAGGUGACCACCCCCACGUGCGUCGGUUACUGCCCAGACGACGACGACGAUUGUUGGAUAAGAACAAGGGCAGAGGAGGAGGAUGAGCAGCAGCAGGGGCAGAGCUGCUGCGCCUGCAAGGAGAAGCCCUGGGGUCGCCUGUACCUCAAGCCCGCGACUGCACACAACGCGCGCUCUGCUGGAGAUGUGGGACAACAACGCGGGGACGAGCAGCGGGCGACGACGAGACGGUCGCCCAUCCUCACGAGCGUCCGCACAACGCCGGUGGAGGCGAUCCCCGCGAGCGACAGGCUCCGGAGUCAGCUGUCGGUGCCGUGCGUCCUCCGCCAGUCGUGCCUGGAGGAGGUCGAGCCCCAGGCCACGGGGCUACCCGCUGGCACCGCGGCCGCAAGAGCCAUCUCGCCGAGCAGGGCCACCGCGCUCCGGCACCCGGGGGUUCCUCACGGCCGCACAGACGGCGAACCUCGUGGCAAGCCUGAUGCAGCCUCAGCGACCACACACCACGAAGCUCCAGACACCACCACAACCACCAAAAGCAGCAACAGCAUCAGCAAGCAGGAUGACCACCGCUCAGAAAUGGAGAAGCAGGACGAGUACCUGCGCUCCAGCAACCGCUACCGCUUUCACAUCAUCCCGGACGGCAACUGCCUGUACCGGGCUGUGUCGAAGGCGGUGUACGGCAGCCAGGACAUGCACGCCGAGCUGCGCGAGCAGACGAUCCACCACAUCGUGGACCACCUGGACGAGUUCGGCGCCCUCAUCGAGGGAGACGUGGGCGAGUUCAUCGUGGCGGCGGCGCAGAACGGCGCGUGGGCCGGCUACCCGGAGCUCACGGCCAUGAGCCAGAUGCUGGGCGUGGGAGUGCGGCUCACCACAGGCGGCAGUGCCAAUUGCCCCACCGUGUCCACCAUGCUGCACAGAUUCGGCAAGGGCAACGACGAGGAUGGCCCCACCAUCUGGCUCAGCUGGCUCAGCAACGGUCACUACGACGCCGUGUUCGACUCGCCGCUGCCCAACGACGAGUACGAGCGCUGGUACGAGCGCUACGUGGCGCAGCAGCGCGACGACGAGGAGAUGGCCAAAGCCAUGGCACUGUCCCUGUCCAGGCUCUUCGAGGAGCAGAACAUCAGGACCCGUUAGCACGGCUACUCUCCUCUGCGGAUUGGUGGGUUGGUGGCUCGCGACCAAAGUUUGAGGAUGUUAUGAAGUUCCCACUUGGAAUGAUUUGUAUAGGGUGAAAUGAUUGGAACGUGAAGGAAACGUAUUAAUGUACAAGUCAACUUAUGAAUGGCAGUGCACCCAGCCAGGUGGCUGGGCUCCGGGCGGACCAGUUCUCCUGGGAAGCUGCAUGCACUGAUUUGGUUUUGGUAGAAGAGAGAGUUCUGGCUCAUGAAUCCAUCUGCCUCACACGUCACCCGAGACUAUGAAACCAGAGAUUGGAGUGUGUUGCCACCUCGGUCUGGAGCCGAGUCAUGGAGAGGCAGGCACAUCGUUGCCUGCGUGGCAAGUGGACAUUGUUGGUUUGUGCAAAGGAAAUGGCUGGGCCACAUGUUUUCAGUGUGCUUUUGGUGUAGAAGGGUGAAGGUUUUUGUUUGUGCAUGUGUAGUUUUCGGACCAACUGUUUCAAACACGCACAGUCAAGCAUUUGCAAGUAUUUUCUAAGUAGCAUUUUAAAAGCAGUUGUUAAACAGAUGUCUAAUUUCGUCCUUUAUUUACACGAAAACAAAUUCUGGUUGUGGAUUGUCUGCAGAUGUGAAAUGUUAACCGGUCACUUUCAUGAUAUUGGUCGGAGUCGGGAACAUUUCCAAAAUGUAAAUGCUGGACAAUGUAAGUUACAUUACUUUGCUGGGUUAAAGGUUAAGCUUUUAUAGAGUACAAAGUUAACUAGAUUUACACUGGAAGGCCCUCAGUUUGAGGGUGACAAUAGUUAAGAUUACAAGUUUUAAUAGAGUUCUCAAUUUAAUAUUUGGCAUUGUGACACGAUUUGUCCAUUGUAAAAUAUUGUGAAAGGUGCCGAAUAAGCGCAAAUUAUUACAUGUCGCGAUUGAAUUCCAGUAUAGGAAUGUUUCACAUUGCUGUUUUGUCAACACUGGAAAAAUAAACAUUUAACUUUGCAUAAAAAA
This is a messenger RNA of Petromyzon marinus (sea lamprey), 3646 nucleotides long. RefSeq names its product OTU deubiquitinase 1 (gene OTUD1). Gene Ontology annotation, biological process: protein K63-linked deubiquitination. Gene Ontology annotation, molecular function: cysteine-type deubiquitinase activity. The record is from RefSeq and is a predicted model, not a curated record. Lineage: Eukaryota; Metazoa; Chordata; Hyperoartia; Petromyzontiformes; Petromyzontidae.